CUGAGCCUCCUCUUCUUCAGACUGAACAAUCCCAGCUCCUUCAGCUGCUCCCUCCUCAUAAGGUCUGUGCUCCCAGGCCCCUCACCAGUUUUGUGAUCUGGUUCACAAAGCAGGGGAAAAGGACAGUGUUGUACUGUGCAUUGAGGCAGGUGAGGUUGAAAGCACGUUGAAGGGUGAAAUUAGGAUUCCAAGCCAUCUUGAGAUAUUGGACAAAGAAAUUAGAAAUCAGCUGGGCAGAAAAAUGUCAGGUAGGUGAUUUGCGUUUUCUUGGUGACCUGUUCUAACAACACUGGUGCUGCACAAUGGAACAGAUACAUGGUGGUGUAUAAACAUUGUCAUCUACAUGAUGUAAAAUAACUGUUCAGCUCUGGCCAGGCAUCAGCUGAAGUAGCAGGUCUGGUUCUGUGCUAUGCUUGUUAGGAAAUGUAAGCAGUUCAGAAAGCAGCAAUGAGAUUGAAGUGAAAUCAAGAAAACAUCAGGACGCAAGUAGCUGAGAAUGAAAUAGAUUCAGUAGGUUUCUGAACAGCAUACUACAAGUCUUCAAAUAUGAAGAGAACAAUUGAGUCCUUUCAUCUUUUCAGUGUCUUAUGUCCACGGUGGAUAGAAGAAAAAUUAAGAAGCUUAGUGAUUCAAGGAAGAUUUAGAUCAGUCACUGAGGAGGAACUAGCAGGAAGAGAUUAUCAAGGCAGGCUCCUGAGCUGUGUGGCAAUUGAGCACGUACCUGUUGGAAAUGCUUCAGGCAGAGAGAAACCUGCCUGCAGAGCCCUGGUACAGCAGGGUGCUGGCCUGAAACCAAUGUUCUGUGGGACCUGGAGCCAGAAACAGGAUCACGGUUUCAGGAAGGGCCCUAAAAGAAGGGCUCUUCUUUCAGAAUUCAGUGCUUCAGUGACCAUGGUUUCUCUUCUGCUAAGGCUCUCCUGUUGUCUUAGAAAAUUAUCAUCCCAUUUACUUAAUAAGCCUGACUUCAAGCUUCAGGCAUUAGCCUGCCAAGAUGAUGCAAACAGCUCUCAUCUAUUUGCUCUCAGCAAGCUUGCCUGCCUUGCCCUCUUCUGUGCUGUGAAACCCAGAAAUUCCACACAAAUUGUAUUUUUUAAGAAGGUGUUUCUAAUAGAGAUGAUUUGGAAGGGAAUGUCGAGCCUUCUUGAAAUAUGGAGGAGACAUUGGCAAGACUACUAUGUUUUCUGUUUGCCUGUGAAUGGGAAAAUGCUAUUCAUGUCAAACAGAGGAUGCAUAAAGUCAUGGUGAUCAUAAAGACGUGGUGGGCAUAUUUAUGCACUGCAAAACUCAGGAACAUGGUCUGCCAGGUAGUGCAUCCCCACGUGCUGGAGGAGCCAUGCCCUAUGGUUGUUCAUCAUCAAUAGGACUGAAAGCCUCUUGGAAAAAAAGAAAGAGUCAAUGAUCUCUACAGUGUCACGUCAAACUUCCAGACUGCUGAUCAUCACAGUGUCAGUCUUUCAUUUUGGAAGUUUCUCUUCUUCCUAGUGCUAGUGCAGGGCUCUAGUGACAGCAUUCAGAGAAGGAAUGGUGAGCUCCAGUGUGAAAAGUGACUGCAAGGGGCUGUGGAAAGAUAUAUCCACCUGGUUUUAUUGAACAAAAAAAACCAAAACAAUACUGCUCUCAAAGUGCUGGUGAAGUCCUUUUGUUGCUUUGUGCGUGGUCCAGCUCCCGCUUCCCUCUGACUUUGUUAGUGUUUGACCGAAUCCCAAUUCCUUUUGAAGAUAAUUAAUUGCAGAACAGCUUAUCCUUAUUAGUGGUACUCAGCACCAACUGAAUUUACCACAAAAGCAAUUACCAGGGAGUUGGUGAUGUGUUUCCUACUGAAAACACAUGGGUUGACUGCAGAAGGAGCUGGGAACUGGUGUUUCCCAUGGCUUUGGACAGCUGGGAAACAUGUUUCAGCCACAAAAACACUCAUGGACCUCCAGUUUUCGCAUCCACAUCCAAUGUCCUGUCCCACCAUCACUGGCCCUGUGCUGAGGAUCACGUAGCACCAUGAUGAGAUCACAUGUUUACCAAAGCCACUCUUGUCACCGUAUGGGAACACGUUUCUCCCUGCCACUAGAAGCUGAGAAUUGGAAGAGGUCAUGAACAUCAACAAACAUUGACCAGAUUUUCUUCAAGUCAUUUUGUUGCUAAGGGAGUUUGUCACUGCCAUAAUAAGCACUGCAGGACUUCAGAACGCACUGGCAUGAACUGUAGAAUCAUAUACUGGUUAGGGUUGGAAGGGACCUUUAAGAUCAUCUAGUUCUAAUCCCCUGCUGUAGGCAGGAACACCUCC
This is a messenger RNA of Meleagris gallopavo (turkey), 2278 nucleotides long. The record is from RefSeq and is a predicted model, not a curated record. Lineage: Eukaryota; Metazoa; Chordata; Aves; Galliformes; Phasianidae.